Messenger RNA from Pelagomonas calceolata, 1126 nucleotides. The record is from the annotation of a GenBank genome assembly. NCBI's taxonomy places the organism in Eukaryota, Pelagophyceae, Pelagomonadales, Pelagomonadaceae.
GGCUGGCAGGCAGGCAUCCAGGCUGGGGAGCGGUGAGCGGAGCCUGUAACAAUCUCUGCGGCAUUUCUGGACGUCGCAGCAGUCGUCACGACGACACGUCACAGCGCCGUGAGCAGACUGCUGCGUCGCGGGCUUUGGACAAGGUCAUUUGAGCCCAAUCCACUCAUGAAGCACACAACCCUAGCAAGCACCCACCACGCGCUCGAACACGCCGGCGCUUUUUUGACGCCCGGGGACUACCCUUCACUGAAGGCGGUCGGUCGAACCUUCGUGCAGAAGGCGGGCGUGACGGUCGGCUUGCUGCGGAGCAUCCCGAAAUAUAACAAGAAGGGCAAGCGACGACUCGCGGCGUUGGAGCUGCAGGCGCGAUUGCUCGGCAGCGCCGCGGAGCCCUACCUGUUGCUCGCUCUACGCGAGGACUCGUCGCAAGGCGUCCGAGGAACGGCGGCGCGGUGGCUCGCUCGCAUCGCGCUGCACAGCGAAGAAGACGUGCGGACGCGGCUCUACGGCGUCCUCGUGGAGCGCUACGACGCCGAGGCACGUAUGAUGGACGUGCGCGCGGCCCUGACGGAAAGCUUAUCUCACGACGCGCUCGAGCUCCAACGGCUAUUCCCGGGUCGCGCCCUCACAACCGCAGCACUGGAGUCAUCUGCCAAGCGUGCCCGCGAUGCCCAGCUUGCGCCAGCGCGCCGCGCGCGGAGCGAGGCGGCGCGCGCUGCGGCUGAUGCCCGGAGCGAGGCGGCGCGCGCUGCGGCUGAUGCCGAACUGCAGGAGAAACAGGCGCGAGACAAGCGGGGCCAAUUAUUAGACUUCCUCUAUUGCUCGAUGGAGCGACAUCGACAGCGGCGUCGGGACCCCGGCACCACGCUGGACGAUCUCUACGAGGCUACCUUAUGUAUCGAGGGUUCGUUACUAGAGACACGGCGCGUUUUCGGUUGUUCGCACCGAAUCACAAUGAAGAUUGAGGACGAAUUGCGAGACGCGCGAGCGGCGUUCCGCGCCGGAGCGAGGCGGCGCGCGCUGCGGCUUAUGCCGGCGCCGGCGGCUGAUACAACGCGGACCGCGCCGGCCGACGACGACGUGUCCGACGACGACCUGCUCUAGCUUGUGUUAAGUGAACGUGAAC